This is a messenger RNA of Phanerochaete carnosa HHB-10118-sp, 574 nucleotides long. RefSeq lists its product as uncharacterized. NCBI's taxonomy places the organism in Eukaryota, Fungi, Basidiomycota, Agaricomycetes, Polyporales, Phanerochaetaceae. The transcript has 5 exons. The record is from RefSeq and is a predicted model, not a curated record. The coding region runs from base 1 to 459 and encodes 152 amino acids. Gene Ontology annotation, molecular function: serine-type endopeptidase inhibitor activity.
AUGUCCCUCUGGAGUGGAACGUACAUUAUCACCAGCAAGGCCAACGGCUUUCGCGUCGGGGACCCUCUGCAAAGCCGGUGCGCGCCAUUGCUGCUCAUGCUUCCCCUUGACCGAUUGUUUUUGCACGCAGCGAACGACGCGGCAGUUGGCGAUCGCGACGGCCGUGUCGUUGCUUAUCUGUUCGAAGCUGAGCAAGCGAACGAGUGGAUCAUCAAGCCGUGCCCGCAGAUGGGCGAAAAUUGUUAUACCAUCAUGAAGCCCGGUGAACCCCUCGGUUGGAUCGUCACCGAUACAGACGAGGAGACGCAGAUUGUCGUUCGCCCCCUCAUCGUCGCCCCCUCAUCGUCGCCCCCUGUGAGCCUCCGAUGUUUCCUGCCAAUGAAGUCUUUGUCAUUGUUCGUGACGGCAACUGAUGGGAGGACCAAUAUAUCGAUGGACAACGCGACUUUUGACAUGUGACCUGGACCAUAGCGAAUCUAGCCUUCGAGUAGUAGGAAUUUAAGUAGGCCCGAGUAUCCUUGGGCACACUUCACAGGUCCCACUUUGGCGGCGCAAGACCAAGUACGGUGGUGAC